Messenger RNA from Priapulus caudatus, 905 nucleotides. RefSeq names its product protein-tyrosine sulfotransferase-like. NCBI's taxonomy places the organism in Eukaryota, Metazoa, Priapulida, Priapulimorpha, Priapulimorphida, Priapulidae. Gene Ontology annotation, biological process: peptidyl-tyrosine sulfation. Gene Ontology annotation, molecular function: protein-tyrosine sulfotransferase activity. The record is from RefSeq and is a predicted model, not a curated record. Bases 42 to 905 code for a protein of 287 amino acids. Gene Ontology annotation, cellular component: Golgi apparatus. The transcript is spliced from 2 exons.
UGCGCGACAGCCGCCAGCGCGAGUACACUUACAGCCGCGACAUGCCGAUCAUCUUCGUUGGCGGCGUCCCGCGCAGCGGCACGACGCUCAUGCGCGUCUUGCUCGACGCGCACCCGGACAUCCGCUGCGGCGAGGAGACGCGCAUCAUCCCGCGCAUCCUCGGCAUGCGCACUCAGUGGUACAAGUCGCAGAAGGAGGCGACGCGGCUCGAGGAGGCCGGCCUGACGGCGAGCGUCGUCGACGACGCGAUCGCCGCCUUCAUUCUCGAGGUGAUCGCGAAGCACGGCGAGGCGGCGCCGCGGCUCUGCAACAAGGACCCGUUCAUGCUGAAGAGCGCCGGCUACCUCGCGCAGAUGUUCCCCGGCUCGCGCUUCGUGCUGAUGGUGCGCGACGGCCGCGCGGUCGUGCACUCCAUCAUCACGCGCAAGGUGACCAUCACCGGCUUCGACCUGCACAGCUACCGGCAGUCGCUGUCGCGCUGGAACCAGGCGAUGCAGGCGAUGUGGGAGCAGUGCCGCAGCGUGGGCGCGACUCGCUGCCUGCCCGUCUGGUACGAGCAGCUCGUGCUGCAUCCGGAAACGAAGCUACGGCAGAUCCUCAGCUUCCUAGAGGUGCCGUGGAACGAGACGGUGCUGCAUCAUGAGGAGCAGGUCGGCAAGCCCGGCGGCAUCUCACUGUCCAAGACGGAGCGCAGCACCGAUCAGGUGAUCAAGCCCGUCAACAUCGAGGCGCUCACCAAGUGGGUGGGAGCGAUCCCGGAGGACGUCGUACGCGACAUGGCCGCCAUUGCGCCAAUGCUGAAAACGCUCGGAUACGACCCCGCCGCCAACCCGCCCGACUACGGCAAGCCGGACAAGAUAGUCGCCGAGAAACAGAAGGAGAUCGAAGCCAACAGGUGGGUGUGA